UCUGAGUAAAGGGUGAAGAGUUCUCGGAGCUAAGGGCACUUCCCAAUUUUAUCUUUAUAGGGUAGCUUCUAGGAGUUGCCAUGACAUUUGUAAACUGUCAUGGCGCUGGUGGGCGUGAUUUUUACCAUGCUAAUAUAUAUUAAUGAGGGAAAGUCACGAGCUCCUAGUUUCUGCACAGGCUCCUGGCCAGGAAAAGUCCCUGACCUCAAGUUCCUGCUGUUGCAGGUUUGGUUCUAAACGCUCAUUGGCCUCCUCGCAUUCACCCCCGCCCCAUUGUCUUUUCCUGUGGUUAGUGCUGCCAACCUGCUUCUGUCCCUACCACCACGAGAGGCAGCAGCCAGGGCCUCGCUGGGACUGGCCUCGUUCCUCCCCUCUGAGUGUCUCCUCUGGAGCAGAAGCCACGGCGGAACCGGGCAGACUGCCCAGUGCUGCCCAGGCCCAGGCCCGCGGUGUCCGGGGUGAGGCAGUGGCAGCAUAGACCUAGGCCCACUGUCCCAACAGGACCCUGCUUGCAGCCAGCCAGCAGCACGCCCAGAGCUCUGCCAAAGGACUCGCUGGUAAAUUUUCCUUCUCAUUUUUGGCACACACAAUGGAGCAGCCCUCCCUCAGCCUGUCCCUGUUCUUUCGUUCCAUUUGGUCCCUAAAUGUUCUUGUAGAACAAAUGCAGUGUAAUGGGGUCAGACAGACCCUCCAGUCAGCUUUGGGAAAGAGGAGGCCGUGCCCCUGCGGAGUCCCCUCAGAAGUUGAUCAGGACUGUGUAGUCUCCAGGUCCCUCCCCAGGCCCACCACUCCCUUCACUGGGGGACACUAUGUGACACUGCUGGCUGGGGCUUCCGGGCCAUUUUGGAUCGUGGCCCCAGUGCCUUGUGCCUCACAGAGCCCGCAGGACCGUGUUGCUCAUCACUUCUGGAUGUAAACAGCUGUUUUAUUCCACAUUACAAAAUAGACAUGCAGAUUGCUGUUUCAGAGGCCAACUUGACAAAGCCCUUCUGAUUAAAAAGUGGAAAGAUUCUUUAAAAGAAUAAUAGUAUAAUGAAAUGGCCACUUUUAUAUACAACUAGAGGGACUAGAACUAGCAAGUUUUCUCUAGGUCAUUUUGGCAAUAUGCAGUUAGAGCACUAAAAAGAUAUUUCUACCCUUGACCCAAUGAUUGUAUUUUAGGUACCUUGCCUAAGGAAAAAUCAGAUUCCAAACAAGGCCCAUAUAAGCAUCUUCAUUAACUGUCACUUAUAAUGGUGAAAAUGGAAAUGAUUAAUAAUAGUGUAAUGGAUAAUUCUAUGACAGGAAUUAUUGUGCAGUCACUGAUUUUGAAGAAUAUUUAACAGCUUUGAAAAAUGUCCACGAUAUCCAGUGGGAAAAGGUAUUACAUUCAACAGUAUGAUUAUGUAAAAGCACAUCAGCACAGGAAAAAAAAAUAGUUAAGAUAUAAUUAAAUAAUAGUGGUUCUAUCUGUGGGGUGAGAUAAAAGGUUAUUUUUUAUCUUUUAAAAAUAUUUUCUAAGUUUUCCAUAAUUAACAUAUAUCACUGUUGUCAAGAAAAAUUGUAGACUUUUAAAAGUAAUGAGUACCACGUACAAUGUGAUUUUGUUGCCUGGUGACAUCUUGUCUUGACCCAGCAGUGAGUUCCCAAAGCACAGCAGAUAAAAUUCCACGGUGGGUGUGGUAGCAGACCUCCGCCCAGGCUCACAUGACAGUGAGCUGCACAGCUCUGAAAACACACCAGUGCCCAGCUCCAAGCACAGUUGUGUUUUGAUUGAUUUAUGGCCCAGCAAUGGAUAGUCUUUAUAGCAACCAUGGUGGCUGUCAUGGCAACCGUGGUGAAACCCAGCACCUUCCUCCACCUUCAGGUCCCCAACAAGAGUGAGCCUUGUCCUUCACCUCAGUCAGAAUCCACGAUGGAUAAGGAUCUAGGAAACUCCCUCACAAAUGUUCUCAGUGGAUUGCUUUUGUUGUACUUGGGCUGCAGCAAAGCCUUUGACCAAAGGGCACUUCAGUUAAGGCAGUUCAGACCUUCAGAGCUGCCUGGGAGCGACUUUCCUCCUGACCUGAAACCAGAGAGGCAGCUGAUGAUGCAGCAAGUGGGUCCUGGCUGUCCCACUGCAAAGGGAAGGAGAGAUGGCCAUCUCAAGGCCACAGUGGCGCCACGACCUGCCGUUCCUGAGCAUCCUGAUCCUCGCAGUCGUGGUCCUCUCCCUGCUCUUCUACGCUCUGCUCUGGAAAGCUGGCAACCUCACUGACCUGCCCAACCUGAGAAUCGGCUUCUACAACUUCUGCCUGUGGAACGAGGACACCAGCUCCCUACAGUGUCUCCAGUUCCCUGAGCUGGAGGCCCUGGGAAUGCCCCGGGUUGGCCUGGCCCUGGCCAGGCUUGGUGUGUACGGGGCCCUGGUCCUCACCUUCUUUGUCCCCCUGCCUCUCCUCCUGGCCUGGUGCAACGGUGAUGAAGGAGAGUGGCAGCUGGCAGUGGGCUUCCUGGCAGUGGCCUCCGCGCUGCUGGCCAGUGGCCUUGGCCUCUUCCUCUCCUAUGUGUGGAAGUGGCUCAGUCUCUCUCUCCUGGGGCCUGGGUUUCUAGCUCUGGGCAGUGCCCAGGCCUUGCUUAUCCUCUUGCUAAUGGCCACAGCUGUGUUCCCUCCCAGGGCCAAGAAAGACAAGAGCCAGCUUGAGAGCUGCUAGUCCUGUCUAGAGGCUCAUGAGAUUGCAAUGGUUCAGCUCCAACCACUUGGAGAAGGUGGCGUGUCUGCUCAGCCGUCUCGUUUCAUAGCUAAUGCUGAUCUCAAGCUCCGGCAGAUGGAUCCCACCGCAGAGCAGGUGGGGCCCUGGCAUCAAGGAGGCCAAGAGGCAGUAAGGGUGGCUGGAGCACCUGCAGCUUCUUAUAUAGGACUGUCUGUCCUUCAGGACUUCCAAGAACACUAUAAAACCACGCAGCUCAUUGUCACACGAAUUCCUGCUUUAAUUAACUGAUCUGAGCAACUCCUACUCUAGCCUCAGGAGUGGGGGAAGAGGUAAGGAUUUCUGUCCCAGGCUGAUUAGCCAAAUGCCAAACUGGAGCCCAGAAGUUUUAUGGCAACAAAUGGGGAUAGUAAAAGGAAGAGCACUGUGGUGUCCCUCAGGCCCACGUUACCAAGCUUCUGCUCCCCGAUCUGCAGUGAGUGGGCCGAGAUGAGCCCCCUUCUGGGAUUCUGCUGCCAAAGGCCCAGGAAUGAUCAGAAGGACUCCACAAAGACAGAACACAUGGGCACAAAGAGAAGCCUUGGCGGCUUUGAAGGCUCCCCUGAAAAGGCCCUGGACCUGAAAGAGCAGAGUAGUCACUGGUAUAUCAUUCCUGUGAUGAGACCCAGAAGUACACCAAAUCCUGGACAAGGGAAGGUGACCAGGAUGCCGCAUCCCUUCACUUCUCAACUGGAACUGGGAGGGAUGUAAGCAUGACUUACACAUUGGGGAAUUUUGUGCAUUUUUCAGCACCUGUAUAUUGGAAAACCUGUAUGGCAAAUGACUUACUCUAUGCCUGCCAAAAGCCACAGCGAAUACAGAGAACACGUUUCUACAUGG
Molecule: messenger RNA, 3548 nt
Organism: Microcebus murinus (gray mouse lemur)
Lineage: Eukaryota; Metazoa; Chordata; Mammalia; Primates; Cheirogaleidae
Source: RefSeq, a predicted model, not a curated record